AUGCUCGCUGGUGCGGUUUGCAAGGGCGGAAACGCUCUGGAUGCGCUGCUCCUGGGCCUCAGCACCGUGGCUGAGACCGCCGCCGCCGAGCUGGGACGCAAGGCCAGCGAAGAUGACAUUGCCCGGCAUGCUGUGAAGCUGAACGUAUUCCACACCAUCAACUUCAUGCUGCAGCACAGCGAGCCCAUCCGCCAGAAGGUCAAGACCGGCGACUUGGUGAUUCAGGGUGGCGUCUACGACCUGGGAAGCGGCCGCGUGCAGUUCCUGGGUGAGAGCCCGGCGCAGUCCAAGCUGCUGAAGUCGCCCAUGGCUGCCGCUCCUUCUCUGAAAGAUAAGCUCCUGGGCGCUUAG
Messenger RNA from Symbiodinium natans, 351 nucleotides. The record is from the annotation of a GenBank genome assembly. Lineage: Eukaryota; Dinophyceae; Suessiales; Symbiodiniaceae.